This is a messenger RNA of Cuculus canorus (common cuckoo), 3607 nucleotides long. RefSeq names its product cold shock domain containing C2 (gene CSDC2). Gene Ontology annotation, cellular component: cytoplasm. The coding region runs from base 356 to 817 and encodes 153 amino acids. Lineage: Eukaryota; Metazoa; Chordata; Aves; Cuculiformes; Cuculidae. The transcript has 4 exons. Gene Ontology annotation, molecular function: mRNA 3'-UTR binding. Gene Ontology annotation, biological process: regulation of mRNA stability. The record is from RefSeq and is a predicted model, not a curated record.
UGACGUCAGGAGAAGGCGUGUGGAUACGUGCGUGUGUGUGUGUGUGUGUGUGCAAAGCGCACAUCAUACACACAUCAGAUACCGCAGAUCCAUCAGCAGGCAGCCAGCAGGCAGGCAGCCAGCCGGAGAAACACCCCCCCGGAGCCCAGAGCAAGCUGCAGGCGAGACCGCUGCUCCUCGCAAGGUAGCGGAGGAGCAUUUGGCCCUGGAAGAGCACCAAUGCUUUGCAGAGCGCAGCUCCAGGGAGCCUGUCACUGCUAAGGAGGUCACAGGCAGCAGACCUGCUCACCUGGGCACCCUUUCUUCCACUGCCCACUCACCCAUCUCCAAAACGGAGGAACCUGCUGGCCCCACCAUGUCAUCGGACUCCAGCACCCCACCGACGGUGCCACCCCUCCACUCCCCCAAGUCACCAGUGUGGCCCACAUUCCCCUUCCAGCGGGAGGGAAGCCGUAUCUGGGAGCGGGGCAACCUCCUGCUGCGGGAUCUGCCCAGCCCCCUCCCCACCAAGAGGACCAGGACCUACUCAGCAACAGCACGUGCCUCCGCCGGCCCCAUCUUCAAGGGUGUCUGCAAGCAGUUCUCACGCUCCCAGGGCCAUGGGUUCAUCACCCCUGAGAACGGCACAGAGGACAUUUUUGUCCACGUUUCUGACAUUGAGGGGGAGUAUGUCCCAGUGGAGGGAGACGAGGUGACAUACAAGAUCUGCCCCAUCCCUCCCAAGAACCAGAAGUUCCAGGCAGUGGAGGUUGUCCUCACCAAUCUGGCACCCCAUACAAAGCACGAGACGUGGUCCGGCCAGAUCAUCGGCUCGUAGGCGCCCAGGGAGGCGCUGCCGGCCGCUUGGCCCCGCAGCGCAAGCCUGUCCGGCCGCUCACGGGAGGCAUGGGGGAAGCCAAGGUGGCGAUGGGUGUGGGCUGCCCCCAAACACGCAGGCAUUUGCGUUCGGUGUCUUUUAUAAGGUUAUGGUUUCCUUUCUCUGUGUGUGUUUGUAACUGUCUGUCAAGGGGGAUGGGGGAAGCAGAGCCUUCCCCUGCCACCCCCCAGCUCUGGGGGCAGCAAAACCCCAUGUCCCCUUCCUUGUUCCCAAGGCCAUGGGGAGCAGGGGAACCAGUCCUACCCCAUGACCCCCCGGCUGCCCUGCACUGAAGCAGAUGCUGAGAGCAGGAGAGGGCCAGGGGAGGCUGGACGGGCUUGGCUUGUCCUCUUGAAUCCCGCUCCAUCAAGACGGACACCCCACUUACUCCUGCUGCCCACAGCACAGCAGCAGCAGGGCAAUCCAUGGGGCUGAGGGGGAAAUGGGGCAGCAUAUCACUGUGCAGGGACUGGGUGGCUGAGACCCAUCCCCAUCACUGGCAGCUCAUGGCAUCUGCCUGAGCCAUGUCCCUCCAUCAAAAGAUCUCAGGUCAGCAGUGCCACAAGGAUUUGGGUGGCUUACAGAAAGAAAAAAAGCAGUUUUAUGGGGCAGGCAGCUGCUGGCAGGGAUGCUCAGUGUUGUGCCUCGGGUGCUGCGCCUGGGUGUGGGGCAGGGAUGCACUUCGAACCUCUGUGCUCCUCACCUCCACCAAGCCAGUAACGCACUUUUCUUGGCUUGGUGGUGACGUGGUUUUGGGGGGACGGUGGCCUUCUCCUCCCCGCUCUUGAUCCCCAGUCUCCCAGGGAACCCCAUUCCCGUGCGCAUGUGUGUAUGUGUGUGUGUGCACGUCUGUAGCUUGCUGUGGGGUGAGGUGCUGAGGGGUCUGGGUAGCCUCAGCCAUGGGGUGAGCAUGGCUGCCCCCUCCUUGGACCCUCGGUGUAGGCAGGGUCUCGUAUACAAAGCACAAACUUCGUUUUUUGUCUUCUCUGCCAUCCCCUGGCCAGUUGGGCUCCCGUGGCCCUGGAAGGGAUGGGGCCGAGGGCAGCAGGAUAGGGAUAGGGAUGGUGUACACCAGGCUGGGCCUGAGCUGAACCGCAGAGGAAUGGCACCUGUGCUGAAGCUCUGGGAAUUAUCAGCAUCUAAUGGGUUUAUUUCAAAGCAGGGUUGUGGACAGUGGGGUGCCAGCAAUCCCCCUGAGUGGAAAGCGCUGAUGGAAAGGGGCACUUUCCACCUUUCUUGCCACCACUGUUGUGGUGAGGACAGGGGUCUGCUGUAAGCAGGGACAGAAGCACGGCAAGGCUGGUGCCACAUGGACAGCUGGGGCCCUGGGCAUCUGGGAGCAUCACCACGCCCUGCCCCAGCCCAGGCUGGCAUGGGGACUGCCCUGGGACCCUGCAGCCCAUCUCACUGCCAACCCGAAGCCUGGCUCACCCAGGGGCCAUGGUGACACCGGCUCAGGCCCCAGGUAUCCCUGGGACACGCAGUCAGCUUGGCCAAGGGAAACUUUGAUUGUUUUUCUCUCUUUUUUUUUUUUUUUUUUGGAAAUAAACUAAAACCCUAGACUUGUUGGUGUUUCUACAACUCCGUUGUGGUUCCUGCCUGUCCAACCGUAUGUCAACCUUUGUAACAUUGGCAAUAAACCAUUAAAAGUGACUUUCCCACGAGCCCUGCUUGUCCUGCUCUUUGUGUGUGCAUGCAUGUGUCACAGUGGGGAUGCUGGUGGCUUUCCCAGGUAAAGCACCUGGAGUGCCCAGGGAUUUAUCCAGAUGGCAGGAUAGAGUCAACCACAUCCGUACACCAUGUCCCGAGAAGUCCUGGGGUGCUCCAGCCUCACUCAGUGGGAGCAGACCCGGAGCCUGGGAUGGAAGAUUGCUGCCCAGCAGGAGGGAAGACAGGACCAUGGCUGGUCUCCAGCUGCUGCAGCUUCCUGACAUCUGGCUGCAUUUCACUCCAGGAGAGCCUAGCACAAAGGACAUGCUGCCUCCAACCACUGCAUAUUGUAGCUUUAGCAUUAUUGAUUUUAUUUUUUUAAUAUACAUAUAUAUGUAUUUAAAUAUAUUUCCUAUUUAACAGUUGUUAUCAGCCAGACAGGAGCCACCCAUCUUGUACUGAUAUGGAGCCAUAUGGCAAGAGGGUCCCUGACGUGGGGCCUGCCACAUCUGCUCGCUCACACAUACACAGGGAGAAACACCCACUCACACCAUGGGUACCCACUGGGAAAGGAGCAUCGUGGCAAAGGGGUCUCAGGAACAGGCAUGCACCAUCCCCUCCGAGCAGGGCUCCCGCCCCAGCACUGUGCCCCAUCUCUGCUCGCAAAAACACAGGGUAGGCAGCUGGGGCUCUCAGUGGCACUGCUUGAGCAGGGGGUUAGGACCAGAUGACCUCCAGAGGUCCCUUCAACCAUUCUGUGGAUCUGAGACAUUGGAGCUGCUCCAGCUACUUCUCAUCCCUCCUCCUCAUCCCUCUGGCAGGAAGGAGUCUCAUGGUGCCCUCAACUAACCCAAACUUUGUAUAAGACAGAGACAGGAAUAAGGAAGGUUCCUGAACUUGAUCCCACCCAUGCACAUGUGAGGCUCCUGAGCAGAGAAAGUGAAGGCUGGUGCCUCAAAGGUCAUCCCUGCCUCUGCUGUGCUCAUCCUGCAACUCCCCCAACCCUGAUCAAGUGACACACUGCCACAGGGAGCAGCCUUGGACAGAGCCUGCUCUUCCCUUCAAAUAUGCAAGUCAUCUCAGCCCCCAAGGCUACCACAA